AUGAGCUCCACACAUUUCAACAAGGGCCUGUACAAGCUUUCAACUGGGGUCAAGAACCGGCUCCUGUCCCAAUAUGACCUUCAGAAGGGUGUGGAGCUCUGCAGCUGGAUCCAGGGACUCACAGGCCUCUCUGUUGGGCCCAACUUUCAGAAGGGUCUGAAAGACGGAAAUAUUGUGUGUAUAUUAGUGAAUAAGCUGCAGCCAGGCUUAGUCCCUAAGAUCAGCCACUCCAUGCAGAACUGGCACCGACUAGAAAACCUCUCCACCUUCCUCAAGGCCAUGGUCAACUACAGCAUGAACCCCAUGGACCUGUUUGAGACAAACAACCUGUUUGAGAGUGGGAGCAUGACAUGGGUGCAGGUGUCUCUUCUCAUCCUGGUUGGGAGCCAGGGGCUGCAGAGUGGCAUGGACAUUCGUGUUAAAUACUCAGAGAAGCAGGAGUGCAAUUUCAAUGACACCACCAUGAAGGCGGGCCAGUGCAUCAUUGGGCUCUUGAUGGACACCAACAAAUGUGCCAGCCAGUCAGGCAUGAUAGCUUAUGGCACAAGAAGUCAUCUGUAUGACCCCAAGAACCAUAUCCUGCUACCUGUGGACCACUCAACCAUCAGCCUCCUGAUAGGCACGAACAAGUAUGCCAACCAGAUGGGCAUAACAGCUCCUGGGACCCAUUGGCACAUGUACAAUACCAAGUUGGUAUCCAUGUCCUUGCAGAUGGACUAAACACAAGGCACCAACCAGAGUGGCCUGAUCUUUGGCUUUGGCUGGCAGAUAUAUGACCCCAAGUACUGCCCACAAAGUCCAGUGACAGAUGGAGCUUCAGUGGCUGCAGGUGACUGCCCAGGCCUAGGGGAGGUCCCAGAAUACACCCCCUACCACUGA
Molecule: messenger RNA, 879 nt
Organism: Puma concolor (puma)
Lineage: Eukaryota; Metazoa; Chordata; Mammalia; Carnivora; Felidae
Source: RefSeq, a predicted model, not a curated record